AUGAGUUCAAAGAAAAAGCUUAGUGGGGCUGAAAAUCGAAAACGAAAACAAGAAAUUGAAAAAAAUGUUCAAAAAUUACCAAAAAUCAUAAAUUUCUUUACAAAAACAGAAACCUGUGAACUGGUUCCUUCAAACGCUGAAAGUUCAUCAACUAUUAUAGCCGAAGAAAAAAAUACAAAAAAUGUUAUUUCUACAGAGCCUGCGCAUAGUGAUGUGGAGUAUGAUAUAGCUAUAGAUGUGAUUAAAAACAGUUGCGAUAAAGUAGACACCAUAAACUUAAAUUUUGCUGAUCUUGGUACAUGGCCUCUAAAUAUUACAGAUACACAAAGAACAUAUUUAGUGAAAAUGAGGUACAAUUAUACUGAAAUUCAUGAUUUUAGUAAUUCGGAAAGAGACGGUAGAAAUGUUAAUUCCGACUGGUUUUUUAAGAUACUUUUGAAUGGAAAAAAAUUAAAAAGGACAUGGCUCAGCUAUUCUUCUUAUAAAAAUGCACUUUUUUGUGUACCUUGUAAAUUGUUUACUAAAAUCGAAAACUCAUCUAACGUAUCGAAAUUAGCAUACACUGGCUUAACUAAUUGGAAAAAAGUUACCGAAAAAAUUCCAUUACAUGAAAAUUCACCAAUACAUAAAAAAAAUGUGUGUUCCUGGACUUCUUUGGAAAUUGCAUUGAAUCAGUGUGAGGGUAUAGAUAAAGAAUUGCAACUUUCUAUUAGAAAAGAAGAAUGUCACUGGAAAUCCGUUUUACUGACAAUUAUAGACAUUAUAAUGCAUUUGGCAAUGGAAGGAAGUGCGUUUCGAGGAUCUAAUGAAAUUGUUUCGAGUGUGGGAAGUUCAAACCAAAGUGGAAAGUUUUUAAAUUUGGUUAAUCUAGUGUCUCAUUAUCAUGAACCAUUAUCAAACCAUAUUGAAAGACAUAAAAAAGGUGGUUUGUCUUAUUUUUCUCAUGGUAUUCAAGAUGAGUUUCUAGAGAUUAUUGCAAAAAGAGUUAAAGAUGAAAUUCUUUCAAAAAUAAGAGAGGCGAAAUAUUAUUCUAUAUUAUUUGAUUGUACACCGGACAUUGCACACCAAGAACAGAUGACCCAAGUUAUUCGCUAUGUUAUACAAAAUAACGAGAGUGAAUGCGAAAUUGUAGAAAGUUUUUUAAAGUUUGUGCGUGUAUACCAAAAAACUGGUGAAUCAUUAACAGAAGAAAUAUUAGAUUCUCUGUCAAAAGAUAAUCUUAGAAUAUCAGAUUGUAGAGGACAAUCAUAUGAUAACGGGUCAAAUAUGAGUGGAAAAAUUAAAGGAGUUCAAGCACGAUUAAUUGAAAUUAAUAAACUUGCAAGAUUCAUUCCAUGCUCAGCUCACUCCUUAAAUUUAAUUGGUGUUAAUUGUGCAAAAAGUAUACCUGAAGUAGAAACGUUUUUUGGCAUCGUACAGAAAUUAUUUAAUUUCUUUUCAAGUUCAACGCAAAGAUGGGAUGUUCUAAUGAAUAAUUUAAAGUUAUCAUUGAAAGGGUAUAGUACAACAAGGUGGUCAGCUAAACAUCGUGCCAUAAAAUCUUUAAAUACUCAACUGGAUAUGGUUUUUAAAAGCUUUGACGUUCUUAAACAAGAAACAUUAUCAGAAGAAACAAAAUUUGAUGCAGAUAAUUUGAUAAGAUCACUUAAACGUUUACCUUUCAUUUGUAUGCUUACGGUUUGGGAAAAAAUUCUCAGUGCAAUUGACAGGAUUAAUAUAAUUUUACAAAAACCAAAAUUAACAAUUGAUGUAGCUGUCAAACAUCUUCAAAGCCUCCUUAAAAUAUUAGAAAACUUUCGAGAGCAAGGUAUAAAUGAGGCUUUAUCCGAUUCAAAGAAUAAAGCUAAAGCAUUAGGCAUAGAAACUGAAUUUCCAAAAGUCAGAUUACGAAAAAAGAAACUUUUACCCGGAGAAAUUGCAGAAGAUGAUUUUUAUAACAUAAGACUACGUCAAAGAUUUAAAUCAAUGGAAAAUAUCGCUCAAGAUUUUUCAUUUUUAGAUCCAACAAUAAAUUAUUCAUGGCCUAUGGAAGACUUAAAAAGAUCCGGAGUAGAUUUAUGCAAUAAAUAUGAAAAUGACCUUAACAAAUUUGAAUUCAUUUCAGAAUUAGAGAGCUUCAAAGAGCAUGUUUACAACAUAA
Adelges cooleyi (spruce gall adelgid) is the source of this 2140-nucleotide messenger RNA. RefSeq names its product zinc finger MYM-type protein 1-like. Lineage: Eukaryota; Metazoa; Arthropoda; Insecta; Hemiptera; Adelgidae. The transcript is spliced from 3 exons. The record is from RefSeq and is a predicted model, not a curated record. The annotation marks the transcript as partial.